AUGGAUGAACAAAAACCGCGACGACAGGGAAGACUCUCAAAUGAAGCGCCGAAGCCGAAACAAAAGCGAAAGCUCCCAGGCGAAGAAAUAGGAGGAGUCCUUGGGAGAACGCGCAAAGCGUGGAUGCGAAAGCUCGGUCCCAAAUCUCCCACCAAGCUGAACGAUACGCGUUUGAAACGAAGAAGCGCAAAGAAGCAGAAGAGCUCGGAGGAGGCCGAGGCCCCAUUAGAGUCUACCGGCGUGGAGCCAGGACUCCCAGAAAACGUAUCAGAGCACCCGGAAGAUGUACCGGAACCGCAGCCAGUAAACAGCGAUGUGAGUAUCGUUAGAGCCACCAAGACAACCGGGCAGUGCUUCAGAAUCCAAAACGUGCCACCAGCAUGGAGCAAAUACAUUUUACUCGACUUCCUUCGGAGAGCUGAUGAGUCGCUCCAAAGCUUAGAUGAGAGUGAUAUCUCGCUCUGCCCUGCAUUUUCUGGCCCGACACAGACGGCAUUACUCUAUCCGGAGGAGACACCUGCAUGCCUUCGAUGA
Molecule: messenger RNA, 534 nt
Organism: Morchella sextelata
Lineage: Eukaryota; Fungi; Ascomycota; Pezizomycetes; Pezizales; Morchellaceae
Exons: 1
Coding region: 1-534 (177 amino acids)
Source: RefSeq, a predicted model, not a curated record